Molecule: messenger RNA, 1668 nt
Organism: Setaria italica (foxtail millet)
Lineage: Eukaryota; Viridiplantae; Streptophyta; Magnoliopsida; Poales; Poaceae
Product: biotin synthase, mitochondrial
Exons: 7
Coding region: 335-1486 (383 amino acids)
Biological process (GO): biotin biosynthetic process
Cellular component (GO): mitochondrion
Molecular function (GO): biotin synthase activity; 2 iron, 2 sulfur cluster binding
Source: RefSeq, a predicted model, not a curated record
GCCAACGACGCUCGGUUCAAAGCUGCAACAACCUCCUCGGCCAUAUCGCCGCUGCUCGUAUAUCCCUUUCCUGCCCGUCUCUUCGUCCCGACCUCACCGCUGCUCGGACUCAAGCGGCGGCGCGCCCUCAGCCCUCGUCCACUCCGGGCCGGCCACGCGGCCACGCCCCUCCUCCAUUCGGGGUCCUGCUCCAUCCACGCUAACGAGACGACCGACUACCGCAUGGGGUGGAAGUGGAAAGCAGCAUGGUAGCUCUGCCCCUUGUCGUCCCGCUCACCGGCCGAGCCGAAGAGCACCCACCACGCCUCAAGUUGAUAUCUCCAGUGCGCAAGGCAUGACCAUGAUACUGCUGGCGCGCAGCCUACGCUCCAGCCUCCGCCCGCCGCUUGCCGCCGGGUUCUCCUCGGCCCCGACUGCGGCAUCGUCGUCGGCGGCCGCGGCGGAGGCGGAGCGGUCGAUACGGGACGGGCCGCGGAACGACUGGAGCCGACCCGAGAUCCAGGCCGUCUACGACUCCCCGCUCCUCGACCUCCUCUUCCACGGGGCUCAGGUCCACAGAAAUGUUCACAAAUUCAGAGAAGUGCAGCAGUGCACGCUUCUUUCAAUAAAGACUGGUGGGUGCAGCGAAGAUUGUUCUUACUGUCCUCAGUCAUCAAGAUACAAUACUGGAUUGAAGGCCCAAAAAUUGAUGAACAAAGAUGAUGUCUUAGAAGCAGCAAAAAAGGCAAAAGAGGCUGGGAGCACCCGCUUUUGCAUGGGAGCUGCAUGGAGAGAAACUAUUGGCAGGAAAACAAAUUUCAACCAGAUUCUUGGAUAUGUCAAGGAAAUAAGGGGUAUGGGCAUGGAAGUCUGUUGCACACUAGGCAUGAUAGAGAAACAGCAAGCUGAAGAGCUCAAGAAGGCUGGACUUACAGCAUAUAAUCAUAACCUAGACACAUCAAGAGAGUACUAUCCCAACAUUAUUACCACAAGAUCGUAUGAUGAUAGGCUGCAGACUCUUCAGCAUGUCCGCGAAGCUGGAAUAAGCAUCUGCUCAGGUGGAAUAAUUGGUCUUGGCGAAGCAGAGGAGGACCGUGUAGGGUUGUUGCACACACUGGCCACCUUGCCUACACACCCAGAGAGCGUUCCUAUUAAUGCAUUGGUUGCUGUAAAAGGCACGCCUCUUGAGGAUCAGAAGCCUGUAGAGAUCUGGGAAAUGAUCCGCAUGGUCGCCACUGCUCGGAUCGUGAUGCCAAAGGCAAUGGUGAGGCUCUCAGCAGGCCGCGUAAGGUUCUCCAUGCCAGAGCAAGCGCUCUGCUUCCUUGCUGGGGCCAACUCCAUCUUCGCCGGCGAGAAGCUCCUCACAACCGCAAACAACGACUUUGAUGCGGACAAGGCGAUGUUCAAAAUCCUCGGCCUGAUUCCCAAGGCUCCAAGCUUCAGCGACGAAGAGGCGGCGGCUCCUGAUUCCGACACUGAGAGGCCCGAGCAAGCCGCUUCUAUGUAAAACAUCAUUACAGAUUUUAUGUAUCUCAGUUAGUGCAAAACUAGCACUGCUGUUGUAGCUAGAGCAUUAUAUUGUAGAAACCACUACAUUGUCUAGACGCUUGAGAGUUGAGACUGAUCAGAAUUCAAAAAUAAAAUAGGGGAUGCCAAUAUGUGAUGUAUUUCAGUUAGUAGCUUCAAUAA